This is a messenger RNA of Fusarium sp. VM40, 3087 nucleotides long. NCBI's taxonomy places the organism in Eukaryota, Fungi, Ascomycota, Sordariomycetes, Hypocreales, Nectriaceae. The record is from the annotation of a GenBank genome assembly.
AUGGUAUGCCGCAAGUCUUCGUUUUUCGACCGGGCUAUGAACGGCUACUUCAAGGAAUCCAUCACUGGUGUAAUUGAGCUUCCAGAUGACGAUCCAGACAUUCUUGAAUACUUCCUCGAGUUUCUUUACAGAGGAGACUAUACCAACGGCGUAAAGAAGUGUGGCUCUUGUAGAAAGCGACAUGAAGAAUUGAGGGAGGCCCUCGAAAGCUGGUUCCUUAUGACUGACGACAAAUCAUUAUCGGAUUUUCCUGAAGUCGACGACGCCAAGGGAGCAGACAAGCAUGUUGGUUCAGAUGAUAGGUAUCCUGACAAGAACACAAGAGACUCAAGAACGUGGCGUGAGGGGAGCUUCGACGAGAAUCUAAAAGAAUAUCUGAGACUCCCAAAGACUCAUCAGGGUAACCCAUCCUUCAAUAUAACACUCCCCCUCCGUCUUUAUGUAAUGGCAGUCAAGUAUGACGUCAAGCCACUCGCGAGAAUAGCCCGGGAGCGCUUUGUAAUUGCUUUUGACGACUACAAGUGGAAAUAUCUACCUCAGGUUAUGGAUGAGUUGUACCAAAAUACAUCAUCGACAGUAGACCGGGUGAUACGAGAGGCUGCCAUCGAGGCCUUGAUGGCACAUAAUCAAGCAGCAGGAAGUGAAAUGCCGCAAGCCCCGCAUGAUGGCAUUCGCACACCUUCCUCCACAGGGAGUCGAUACAGGGAGGAUGAUCACAGCGAUAUCGAUGAUUUCUGCGGCACAUCUAUUCACGCUGCUCUCUCGACUCUACUCGGUAGCGACAAGUUCUCAGACAUGACCAUCGUUUGUGGUGAACGUGAAUUCAAAGCUCACCGUGCUGUUGUGUGCACACAGUCUUCUUUCUUUGAUAAGGCUAUGAGUAGCAAUUUCAAGGAAGCCAUGUCGCGAGUUGUGGAACUACCAGAAGAUGACCCAGAUGUCGUAGAACGCUUCCUUGAAUUUCUUUACACCGGGACUUACAGUGACGGCGUCAACUCUACAUGGGGCAAACCAUCUACUGCGGCUAUGCUGGACCCGAAGACUGUCCAGCAGAACUUGCAAGUUCCACCUGGCGUCUACCAGAACACACCAGAGUCUGAACAAGGCGAAUCAACUGAUGAAAUCGGCCAUGAUAUAGAUCCAGACUACGAAUACCCAGAAGAGGAAGAAAAGGAACCAGAGGAGGAGUACACCGAAUUUGACGAGAACUCUUACGACGAGAACACUCGGAAUGAUGAAAAAGAACGUGCGAAAGCAAUGCAAGACAUAUCACUCCUUACCAAGACAGAAGCCAUGCAGCAACUAGCCGAUCUACGCAACGACAUGACACUGCCUCUCCGUCUUUACGUCAUGGCAGACAAGUACGACGUCCCAGCUCUUCGCCUGCUGGCACGCGAUCGCUUCUACCGCUCAGUCGAGAUUGUUUGGGAAGAGGCCGAGUGCUUUCCUGAUAUUGUCGACGAGCUAUAUCAGACUACGCCACCUACUGACACUGCAAUGCGUGAGAUUGUGUGUCGCCUUGUCGGGACGUUGAUUCUCGACCCGUCGGUCCGGCAGAAGAUGAGGCCUGUUAUGGCGAAGCAUGGGGAUUUUGCUGUUGGUGUGAUGGAUGUUUGGCAACCGACCGGACCGAUACUCCACGACCACAAAGUUACCCCCGCCACUAUCUCUGCGGGAGAGCGAAAGUUUGUCAUUGUACUGCCCGUCGACGAUUCAAGCCCCGAUCUCUGCAAGGUUGUUAGCAGCGCUGUUGCUCUGGGCUACCCAGCGCCCGUUAUCGUUAAUUGGAAGAAAGAAUUCCACACCGACGCAGAUGGCAUUGGACCCUCGCAAUUGGGCAAAAUCACUGGUACUCUCAACUACCUGCAAUGGGCCACUGGGGAUGAGGUCUCCGAGGACGAAAGAUUAGGAGAGGAGGAUCUCGUUUUGAUGCUCGACGCCCACGACAUCUGGCUACAACUACCACCGAGCGUUAUGAUGCACCGGUAUUACAGCAGCAACGAAAGGGCAAAUCGACGAAUUGCCGAGGAAUACGGCUUCUUCGACAAGGACACAAUGCAGCAGACCAUUGUGAUAGCCGCGCAAAAGGGAUGCAUCGCCCCGCGCGACAAGAUCUCGAACCUCUACUGCCACGACGUUCCCGAUAGCACACUUCCCGAGGACGUGUUUGGCUUCUUCACCGACUACACUGUCUCGAAAUACAAGUACAUGCGCCCCAAGUUCGUCAACAGUGGCAGUUUCAUGGGCCCCGCAGGCGAUAUGCGCCGAUACUUCCAGCGCGUCAAAGAUCGCAUGGACCAAGACCUUCUUGAGGUCCGGUCUAGCGAGGAUCUCGCUGGUGACCAGGGUAUUUUCGCAGAGAUCUUUGGCGAACAAGAGCUCUGGCGUAGACAGGUCAAGGAGGACGAUUUUGCCGGCUCCAACCCAGGCAAGCUGGCAGCGUUAUCGGCGCGAGACGAGUUCGAAUACCACGUCGGUCUGGACUACACACAGGAACUUUUCUACCCGACCUGCUACUCGGAUUAUAGCGGCUCUUUCGUGUCUCUCGACGGUCCGAAAUCUAUCGCCAAGCAUUCAAGCGAGGCAGGCGUCUCACCCCCACGCAUUGACAGCGUCCCCGGCGACAUUUCCGUCGCAGAAGCUCCUUUUGCUCAAUUGAGCGAUGGUACCGAGCACGGAGGUUCAUGGGGAGAUGUAGCGCUGUAUGUUGACUUCUGGACGACAUCGAUCCCUGUCGCGAUUCACCACAAUGCUUGGAAAAACGGCCUCAAGAGCCGCAGGACGACAUGGUGGGAUAAGACGUGGUACUUCCCCCAGCUGCGCAACCUUUUGGAGGUGCACAUGACAGCAAACACUACAACGCCGUUGGCAACCAUUGCAGCCGACAAGGGCAAUCUGGAGGUAUGGUCAUACGGCGCAAAGACCAGGGGAAAUGCGUCGCUCCUGUUUGGCAAGAAUAGAGACACAAAGGCCUGGGAGCUACGGCCGACAGACUGGGACACCAUCUGCAAAUCAAGUAAUGAAGCUGAUGAGGAGAAGACACGUUGGUAUGACGAGGUUUUCCGGGAUGGCAAGGGAUUAUUAUAG